AUGGGUCUCACCGUCCACCACCUCGGCGUCUCGCAGUCCGAACGGAUCCCCUUUCUCUGCGAGGAACUAGGCGUCGAGUACACCCUCAAGCUCUACAAGCGGGCGCCCACGCUCGCCCCGGACGAGUACAAGGCCCUCCAUCCGCAGGGCACCGCGCCCGUCAUCCAGGACGGCGACGUGACGCUCGCAGAGAGCGGCGCCUGCAUGGAAUACAUCAGCCGCAGGUUCGCCAGCGGCAAGCUCUUCGUCGAGCCCUCCGACCCGGCGUACGCAGACUUCAUCUACUGGUGGCACUGGGCCAACGGGACCUUCCAACCGACCGUGGGCAGGGUCAUGAUGGCGCGGGCUGCCGGCAUGGCUGGCGAUCACUGGCUUGUCGCCCUGGGCCAGAGCCGACUAGAGGCCGCGCUGGGCGAGUUGAACAAGCGCCUCGGGAGUCACAAGUGGCUUGCGGGCGAGCAGUUUUCUGCGGCCGAUGUCAUGCUCAUGUUUUCGUUGACGACGAUGAGGUACUGGGCGCCGUAUAGUCUGGACGGGUACCCCGGCAUAUUGGGGUAUAUUGAGCGCGUGAGCAGGCGGGAGGCCUAUCAGAGGGCCAUGAAGAAGUCGGAUCCGGACAUGGAGCUGGUCUUGGGGGCGGAGGCGCCGGCGUCGAUUGUUUGA
Messenger RNA from Metarhizium brunneum ARSEF 3297, 663 nucleotides. RefSeq names its product Glutathione S-transferase 3 (gene gst3). Lineage: Eukaryota; Fungi; Ascomycota; Sordariomycetes; Hypocreales; Clavicipitaceae. The record is from RefSeq and is a predicted model, not a curated record.